Onychomys torridus (southern grasshopper mouse) is the source of this 1248-nucleotide messenger RNA. It is a transcript of the gene Serpinb2, whose product is annotated as serpin family B member 2. Gene Ontology annotation, molecular function: serine-type endopeptidase inhibitor activity. The transcript has 7 exons. Gene Ontology annotation, biological process: negative regulation of endopeptidase activity. The record is from RefSeq and is a predicted model, not a curated record. Bases 1 to 1248 code for a protein of 415 amino acids. NCBI's taxonomy places the organism in Eukaryota, Metazoa, Chordata, Mammalia, Rodentia, Cricetidae.
AUGGAAGAACUUUCCACGGCAAAUACCAUGUUUGCCCUCAGUACCCUCAAGUUCAUAGAAAAAACAAACUCUGCCCAGAACAUCUUUUUCUCUCCGUGGAGCAUCUCAUCCACCUUGGCCCUAGUUUUCCUCGGUGCCAGGGGUGACACUGAACAGCAGAUGGCUAAUGUGCUGCACUUUAACAAAGUUGGUGGCUAUGACAUCACCACGGGAACCCCAGAGAAUGUCAAUGGCUGUGAUUUCACGCAGCAGAUACAGAGGAAAAAUUAUCCUGAUGCUAUUUUACAGAUACAAGCAAGAGAUAAAAUUCAUUCAUCUUUCAACUCUCUCAGCUCUGCAAUCAACACAUGCUCAGGAGAUUAUUUAUUGGAAAGUGCCAAUAAGCUGUUUGGAGAGAAGUCUGGUAGAUUCGAGGAAGAAUACAUACAACUCAGUGAGAGAUACUACUCUGCAGAGCCAGAGGCAGUCGACUUCCGGAAAUGUGCCGAGGAGGCUAGAAUGAAAAUCAAUUCCUGGGUCAAGACUCAAACCAAAGGUGAAAUUCCAAACCUGCUACCCGAAGGCUCUGUGGAUGAAGACACCAUGAUGGUACUGGUGAACGCUGUCUACUUCAAAGGAAAGUGGAAAAUUCCAUUUCAGAAGAAACUCAACAAGCUUUAUCCUUUCCGUGUGAACUUGCAUGACAGCAUACCUGUUCAGAUGAUGUACCUACGUGAAAAGCUGAACAUUGGAUACAUAAAGGACCUAAAGACUCAGGUCCUAGAGCUUCCUUAUGUUGGAGAUAUCAGUAUGUUCCUGCUGCUUCCUGAUGAGAUUGAUGAUGCGUCCACUGGCUUGGAGUUGCUGGAAAGUGAAAUAAACUUUGAUAAAUUCAACAAGUGGAUCAGUAAAGACACAAUGGCUGAAGAUGACGUUGAGGUCUACAUUCCUCAGUUCAAACUAGAACAACAUUAUGAACUCAAAUCCAUUCUGAGAAGCAUGGGCAUGGAGGAUGCCUUCAAUAAGAACAAAGCCAACUUCUCAGGAAUGUCCCAGAGGAAUGACCUUUUUCUUUCUGAGGUGUUCCAUCAAGCCACAGUGGACGUCAAUGAGGAGGGCACUGUAGCUACUGGUGGCACUGGGGCAGUUAUGACAGGGAGAACUGGUCACGGAGGCCCACAGUUUGUGGCAGAUCAUCCCUUUAUUUUCUUUAUCAUUCACAAAAGUACCAAUGUGAUUUUAUUUUGUGGUAGAUUCUCCUCACCUUAA